AUGACAGACCAAGCCAACAUUCACGAAGAAGGAAACCCUCUCGGUGGAAACAACGCUAACGCCCCAACAGAACAAGGAGGAGGAACUCCUGGAGAAAGCACUGGAACUAUAGCCGGCCAAACCCCCACAGCCGUAGGAGGUUAUGGAACCGAACUACUGCUCCAAGUGUUCAAUGCCCAGUUUGAGGCUAUCAACAAAAGAAGCGGGGAACGCUUCAGUCAGAUGACGGCACAGAUCACCGAGCUCAGUGAAGCACGAACUCCUCUUCGAGUUCGGAACAUCAUAGACGAUCUUAAUACUGACGGAGAUCCAGCCGGAACUAUGAGAUCUGCCGCAGUCGGGUCAGCGAAUGCACCAGCGUCGGAUUUAAGCCGAGACGCCGAGCUCGAAGCAAUGAAGGCGCAGCUUCGCGAUAUCACCUCAAAAAUACACCAAGCCACGAGCGCGGCUCCGGAAAUCGAGCGCGUCAUUCAGGAAACACAGAAGACUCCCUUCACGUCGCGCGUAGCAGGAACGCCGGUCAAACACAUGGAGAAACUAAAGAUAAAAGUCUAUGAAGGCAACUCUGACCCCCGACACUUCUUGACAUCGUUCGGCAUCUGCAUGAACCGAUACCAAUUCAGGUCCGCCGAGGAAAGAGAUGCGGUUCAGUGCCAACUGUUUGUGGAAAGUCUGGGAGGAGUAGCCCUCGACUGGUUCUCACGGCUCGAAGCCAAUUCGAUCGACAACUACAAGGAGUUAACAACGGCUUUCGUCAAACACUUCUCCAUGUUCAUUGGACAGAACACCAAGAACUCCGAACUCUGGCAAAUAGCUCAAGGACCAAGCGAGAGCCUUCGCGACUUCAUCCAGCGCUUCAAGACGAUCGUCGCCAAUUGUACGAUUAGCGAUGAAGCUGCUCUCUUAUGUCUUCAAAAAGGAGCUCGGAUAAAGACUAGCUUCCGAAGCGCGAUCACGCAUAACCCUCCGCAGACGUUAGAAGAUGCGUUGCACCGAGCUAAUACUUACAUUGCUGAAGAAGAAGAAGAAGCUGCGUACGAGCAAAGUCACUCAACGAAGCAACCCGAACGUCCGAAAGCCGCGACUAAUGAGCCGCAGUCAGGAUACGGUCGAGGAUAUGAGAAUCGCAAGAAGUUCUACGCCAACGCAAUCCAACAACCGAACAAGCAGUGGAACAAUAAAUGGGUCCGCGGUGAAGAAGACCAAGACGAGUCAUUAUUCUGCGAAUUCCAUAACCGUAGAGGCCACAGCACCGAAGAAUGCAGACAUCUGCGAGAAUACCUACUCGGCCUAUAUCGAAAGGAACCAAUCUCGGUCGAUGAUCUCCGACGUUCGAACGUGUCUAAGAGCGGCGGGCAACUCUCAAUUGACGAUCUCCGUCGUUCACAUAUGCCUCGACCAAACAAUGAACAGCUUGAGAAAGCACCCGCCAAAGAUCCACCAACUCCACCGGCUUUACCGACACUACCACCGCCACCACCAAAUCCACCUGUUUUGCCCGAGCAACAGAAACGGAAUCAUGAUGACCGAGCACCAGAGAAUCACGCUCUUAAGGCGCGGAAACGCGUCAACAUGAUAAUGGGGGCCAUCGAAGCUUGCAGUUAUUCGGUCCGAGCCAUCAAAGAGUACAGCAGACAGGCCGCCAGCGCGCCCAAUGCCCCGCAUGAUCCGCCGAAGGGAACGCCCUUGGUAUUUACCGAGGCCGAUACAAUCAGGCUGCAUAAACCACAUAACGACGCCCUCGUCGUCGAGCUGCUCCUCGACGACGUCGAAGUUAGCCGCAUUCUGGUCGAUACGGGCAGCUCGGUUAACGUUAUCUUCAAGGAUGCACUUGACCAACUUGAGUUGGCAUCAGAUAGGAUUGAACCGUUUAUCGAACCACUUACCGGAUUCGAUGGGGAACGUUGUAUGACGGUCGGCAUGGUCAACAUUCCGAUCUACGUCGGCGGAGUCGCAAAGAUUAUCAAGUUCCUUAUCCCCGAUAAACCGGCGAUCUACAACACUAUUCUCGGAACACCCUGGCUACACGCAAUGAAAGCAGUCGCCUCGACGUACCAUCAAUGCCUAAAGUUCCAGACUCCCGACGGUGUUUAUACUCUCCGAGGAAACCAAGCCGUUGCUCGAUCGUGCUACAUAAACGAAUGCAGACUUCAUUCGGCCAACCAAGCUUGUGUUAUUAGCUCGUUAGGACCGACUGACAAGCUCAUCAUCCAGAAUACAAAACCUAAACAGGAGUCGAUCGUUCAAGUUUGCAUCGACGAACUAAGGCCAGAACGUCAAGUCGGAAUCGGCGCCGAGCUCGACUCAGUCAUCCGCAAGCCACUCAUUCACUUUCUGAAACAACAUUCAUCGACCUUCGCUUGGUCGGCAGAAGAUAUGCCCGGGAUCGAUCCACAGAUCGCGUGUCACGAGCUCAACAUUGAUCCCACGUAUAAGCCGAUCAAGCAGAAACACCGAAAGCUCGGACCAGAGAAAGCACAAGCCGUGAACGAUGAGGUCGAGCGUUUACUCAAAGCCGGAUCUAUCACCGAAGUCAAGUAUCUAGAUUGGUUGGCAAACCCCGUGGUCGUAAAGAAGAAGAAUGGUAAAUGGAGGAUUGGCGUCGACUUCACUGACCUCAAUAAGGCGUGUCCGAAAGAUAGCUUUCCAUUGCCUCAUAUCGAUCGCCUUGUGGAAGCAACUGCCGGAAACGAACUCCUCUCGUUUAUGGACGCGUUCUCCGGUUACAAUCAGAUUCUCAUGCAUCCGCAAGAUCGAGAGAAGACAUCGUUCAUCACGGACCGUGGCAUCUACUGCUACAAGGUCAUGCCCUUUGGCCUGAAGAAUGCUGGAGCAACGUACCAACGACUGUAUGGUAUGAAGCUUAAUCCAACUAAGUGUACGUUCGGCGUGACAUCUGGAGAGUUCCUCGGAUACAUCGUUACACGGCGAGGCAUUGAAGCUAAUCCAAAGCAGAUCGCCGCUAUUCUCGAGCUCUCAUCGCCGACAACUAAACGCGAAGUUCAGCGACUUACCGGACGUAUCGCGGCACUUAACCGAUUCAUAUCCAGAUCAACAGAUAAGUGCUUGCCUUUCUACCAACUUCUUCGCGGUAACAAGCAUCUCGAAUGGAAUGAGAAGUGUGAAGAAGCCUUCGCCGAGCUGAAGAAAUACUUGUCCACUCCGCCAGUUUUAUCCAAACCAGAAACCGGCGAGACGCUUUAUCUUUACAUCGCGAUUUCAGAGUUCGCAGUCAGCAGCGUUCUUAAGCUACGCCCGUACUUCCAGUCUCACGCAAUCGUGGUCCUGACCGAUCACCCUCUUCGUACUUUCCUCCAUAGCCCAAGUCAAUCCGGACGACUCGCUAAGUGGGCUAUCGAAUUUAGUGAAUAUGACAUCGAAUACCGAAAUCGAAUAGCAACGAAAUCUCAAGUCCUAGCAGAUUUCUUGGUCGAACUCCCACCGGAGCUCGUCGAAGAUAAGCCGGUCAUACAACCCUGGAUUCUUCACGCCGAUGGUUCAUCGUCCCAUAAAGGAUCCGGAGUCGGAAUUCUUCUAAAAUCACCCGAAGGAGAAGUUAUCGAGCAGUCGUUUCGUCUCGGCUUCCCAGCAUCCAACAACGAAGCCGAGUACGAAGCAUUGAUUGCCGGACUACGACUCGCCAAAGGCAUCGGCGCCGAGCACGUACACGCCUACUGCGACUCUCAACUCGUGGCUAACCAGUUUCACGGCGAAUACGAGGCCAAGAACGACCGCAUGGACGCAUACCUCAAAGUCUUUAAGGAUGUCGCUUCGGAGUUUUCUACCUUCGAGCUUACAAAGAUACCUCGAGAUGAGAAUGCAACCGCCGACGCCUUAGCCACACUCGCGACUAAUUCCGAUCCUGACCUUCGGCGAACCAUCCCAAUUGUGGCAAUUGAGCGACCAAGUAUCGAGCCCGCUCCGAACUGCAACAUCAUUACAAGACGAUGUGACUACGAAAACCAACCCAAUCUCGCCCCACCACUCACCCGGAGGACGAAACCCAAAGAGAUCAUUCCCGAUCACGACAACAAUACGGACGAGCUCAAUGGCGAGGACGAACCCGAAGAUUGGACCUUAGAAAUCGUGGGAUACAUCGGAGACGGAACAGUCCCUGCGGCUAAAUGGGCAGCUCGGCGCCUUAAGGCUCGCGCAGCUCGAUAUGUGGUCAUUAAAGGUACUCUUCUCAGAUGGGAUGCUUCCGGUGUACUUUUGACUUGUGUUCGCGGCAACGACAUCAUGGAAGUAAUGCAGAAGUUUCACGAAGGAGAAGGAGGCAAUCACUCCGGAGCUCGGUCUUUGGCAUUCAAGAUUAAAAAAGGUGGCUAUUACUGGCUCACUAUGCUUUCUGAUUGCGAGAAGUAUACGGCACGCUGCGAGAAGUGCCAACGUCAUGGUCCGAUGAUCAACCUUCCUACCGAGCUCCUGAUGACCUCGACCGCACCAUAUCCUUUCAUGCGCUGGGCAAUGGACAUCAUCGGUCAAUUUCGCCGAUCUACGACUCAGAAGCAAUACGUUCUCGUCGUCACGGACUACUUCACCAAAUGGGUUGAAGCCGAAGCAUAUCCCGAGAUUCAUGGAAUCGAUGUCAAAAAGUUCGUCUGGAAGUUCCUCAUCUGCCGACACGGAGUCCCGUACGAGAUCGUUACGGAUAACGGAACCCAGUUGACUUCGAUCGUUUUCCAAGAUUUUUGUGCUAAGUGGAAGAUCCGACUUAGUUUCUCUACCCCACGGACUGAAGAAACGACUCGAUACUGCUAA
Messenger RNA from Eutrema salsugineum, 4761 nucleotides. RefSeq lists its product as uncharacterized. Lineage: Eukaryota; Viridiplantae; Streptophyta; Magnoliopsida; Brassicales; Brassicaceae. Gene Ontology annotation, molecular function: nucleic acid binding; RNA-DNA hybrid ribonuclease activity. The coding region runs from base 1 to 4761 and encodes 1586 amino acids. The transcript is spliced from 4 exons. The record is from RefSeq and is a predicted model, not a curated record. Gene Ontology annotation, biological process: DNA integration.